AUGGCUACCGAACGAGUCACCUCUAUCCUCAAGCAACUCUCGCCGACCUCGCCAGUGGCCGCCAUUACCUCAAAGAGCCCAGACGAUGUCGUCAUCACCCUCGCGGUCCGAACGCCGCUCUGCAAGGCCAAGAAGGGCGGGUUCAAGGAUACCAGUCUCGAAUACAUAAUGUACGCGCUGCUCAAGGCUACGCGCGAGCGCAUGGGUUUCUCGCCGGACCUUGUCGAGGAUGUUUGCAUGGGCAACGUCUCCGACGGCAAAGCAGCCUACAAAGUGCGCGCCGCGCUCCUCGCUGCCGGCUUCCCGAAUACCACCGCCGCCUCGUCCGUAAACCGAUUCUGCUCCUCGGGUCUGAAGGCCACUGCCGAUAUCGCCGCCGGCGUCGCCACUGGCGCAAUCGAGAUCGGAAUCGCGGCCGGAGCCGAGUCGAUGACAACAGGAGGCGACGCACUUGAGCAGCCUUUCGACGAAGAGGUGCUCAAACAAAGCCAGGAGGCCGUCGACUGCAUGAUGGCCAUGGGAUGGACGAGCGAGAACGUGGCCAAGGACUUUGGGGUCACCCGCGACGCCGUGGAUGAAUUCGCUGCAGAGAGCUUCAGAAGAGCCGAAGAGUCACAAAAGUUCGGCUGGUCCACUGACGAGAUCGUCCCCAUCACAACCACUGUCAAGGGGCCCGACGGCGAGUCGAAGACGGUCACGUUGACGAAGGACGAGGGCAUCCGACCUGGGACGACAGCUGCAGGGCUGAAGAAGAUCCGUGCCGCCUUCCCACAAUGGGGUCCCGUCACCACGGGUGGCAAUGCCAGUCAGGUCACCGACGGUGCGGCGGCGGUAGUGCUGAUGAAGAGAUCGAAAGCCAUCGAACUCGGCCUGCCGGUCAUGGCCAAGUACGUAGGUUCGACCGUUGCCGGACUGCCGCCCAGGAUCAUGGGUAUCGGUCCCACGGUCGCGAUCCCCAAGCUCCUCAAGCAGCACCACCUCACGCUGGACGACUGCGAUGUCAUCGAGGUCAACGAGGCCUUUGGUACCAUGGCUGUCUACACUAGAGAUCACCUCAAGAUAGACUGGGCCAAGAUGAACCCGCGGGGCGGUGCUAUUGCCCUCGGCCACCCUCUCGGCACCACGGGAGCUCGACAGAUCGUCACUGGUCUGAGCGAGUGCAGGCGGACGAAGAAGAAGAUCCUGCUGACGAGCAUGUGUAUUGGGACGGGUAUGGGUAUGGCUGGACUCUUCGUGAAUGAGCAAUGA
Molecule: messenger RNA, 1248 nt
Organism: Anthostomella pinea
Lineage: Eukaryota; Fungi; Ascomycota; Sordariomycetes; Xylariales; Xylariaceae
Source: the annotation of a GenBank genome assembly